AGGCGGCGGCGGCGGCGGCGCGCGGCAGCCGGAGCGAUGCUGCGCGUGCGGUGCCUGCGCGGGGGCAGCCGCGGAGCCGAGGCGGUGCACUACAUCGGGUCGCGGCUUGGAAGAUCACUUACCGGAUGGGUGCAGCGAACUUUCCAGAGCACCCAGGCAGCUACAGCCUCUGAGGCUUCCUGUGCUGCUGAUGACAAUAAGGCCACCGAUCCUCUUCUGAGUGACUGCCCUGUUUGCUCAUACAAUGAAUGGGACCCACUGGAGGAAGUAAUUGUAGGGAGAGCUGAAAAUGCACGUGUCCCUCCUUUUUCUGUGGAGGUUAAGGCCAACACAUAUGAAAAGUAUUGGGGAUUCUACCAGCAGUUUGGAGGCCAGAGCUUCCCCAAAGAUCACUUAAAAAAAGCUGUUGCUGAAAUUGAAGAAAUGUGCAAUAUUCUGAAAAUGGAAGGAGUCAUUGUGAAGAGGCCUGAGCCAAUUGACUGGUCAGUCAAAUAUAAAACACCUGACUUUGAGUCUACAGGUAUGUAUGCUGCCAUGCCAAGAGACAUCCUGUUGGUAGUUGGAAAUGAAAUUAUUGAGGCUCCGAUGGCCUGGCGAGCUCGUUUCUUUGAAUAUAGAGCAUACCGGCCAAUCAUCAAGGAGUACUUCAACCGUGGGGCCAAGUGGACAACUGCACCCAAGCCCACAAUGGCAGAUGAACUCUAUGACCAGGAUUAUCCCAUCCGCUCUGUUGAAGAUAGACAUAAGCUGGCUGCUCAGGGAAAAUUUGUGACCACUGAAUAUGAGCCAUGCUUUGAUGCUGCUGACUUUAUUAGAGCUGGAAGAGAUCUUUUUGUACAAAGAAGCCAGGUUACUAACUACAUGGGCAUUGAGUGGAUGCGGAGACAUCUGGCACCUGAAUAUAGAGUACACAUCAUCUCUUUUAAAGAUCCUAAUCCUAUGCACAUUGAUGCCACAUUUAAUAUCAUUGGACCUGGCCUUGUGCUGUCCAACCCAGAUCGUCCAUGCCAACAGAUUGAACUCUUCAAAAAGGCAGGCUGGACAGUGGUUCAGCCCCCACUUCCACUCAUCCCAGAUGGACACCCACUGUGGAUGUCUUCUAAAUGGCUCUCCAUGAAUGUCUUAAUGCUGGAUGAAAAACGUGUGAUGGUGGAUGCCAAUGAGACUUCCAUUCAGAAGAUGUUUGAAAAUCUAGGCAUUUCUACAGUUAAAGUGAAUAUUCGCCAUGCCAAUUCCUUGGGAGGUGGUUUCCAUUGCUGGACGUGUGAUGUCCGCCGCCGUGGCACCCUGCAAUCUUAUUUUGACUAGUCAUUAGCCAAAUAAACAGUUGCAAAAUUUGAGAAACGUGCUUAGGAAACAAAUAAGUAAGUUUUUGCAUUCUCCUAAAAUAAGUGCAUGAGCUACAGUGCUUGAGCAAUGGUGUCCCUAUGGCGGUAUAGUGACAGUUGAUUCUUCCUCCACUCUCUACACUAAAUACAUGCAGCUGAAACUAUUGAUCAGCACAACAGGAUUUCUGGCUGGCUUUUUUGAAAGAAUUCCUCUAUUCAUCUGAAGCCACCUUCAGGUGGCUUCAAAUGUAAAAACUUGACAGUACAUCGAAGGCUCUUGCUAGAAUAGCUUGGCCACUAAUAUUAGCCAUCUACCUCUAUUUUUUAAUAUUCUAUCAAAAAGGCAGCUUGAAAUGUUAGACUCAAGUUUAACAUUUACUUUUUUUUUUUCUAAUCUGUUUACUGCUGUAGCAUAGCAUGUUUUUUUAAUGCUGAUAAAACAGCCCUAACUUUACAGAUCUCGUAUGGAACCAAGUACUUGCAUCUUUAUAACACUUUUACAUUAGUUGGACUAUGCAGAUAUUUAGGGGAAAUUCUUCUGAAUUAUUUUAAUUCUCGGCUCUAAUUUUAAUAAAUGUCACUUUUCUUUGGUACAAAAGGUUUUACUGUUUUUGCCUAUUACAAGCAUUUUACCCAAGUGUACCGUGCAUUGUCGAACGCCUUUUAUAUACAACCGUUAAUUGUAUGAAAAGUAGUUGGGAUGCUAGGUCUGCAAAUUUCAUGGUGUGAAAUUGCUUACAUAAAAAUGCAAGUUUUUCUUAAACCAUAGCAGCUGCUUGAGAGAUUUGUAAUGACAGCACCUCUGAUGCUGUGAAACAGUUUUAAUGUUGAUUACUGGACCUGUAUUUUUUAUGCUAAUAAACUUUUUGCAUUCACAA
Molecule: messenger RNA, 2206 nt
Organism: Alligator mississippiensis (American alligator)
Lineage: Eukaryota; Metazoa; Chordata; Crocodylia; Alligatoridae
Gene: GATM
Product: glycine amidinotransferase
Exons: 9
Coding region: 37-1308 (423 amino acids)
Biological process (GO): creatine biosynthetic process
Cellular component (GO): mitochondrion
Molecular function (GO): amidinotransferase activity
Source: RefSeq, a predicted model, not a curated record